UGCCGUCGACAAGUGUGUGUCUCGUCGUCCAGCUUCACUGCACACGGACGAGUCUCACAUGCCACUCCAACCUUUCCCCGCACCCUUAUUCCAGAAACCCGUCCACGUUCAUCCCAUCGAGCAUCAUCGUCACGUCUCCCAGCCCAGUCACUCGCACAUCCACAGUCAGUCAGUCACGCACGCACACCACCGUAUCAACAGCGAAACCAAACCAAACCCCCUGAUGGCGGGCAGCAGCAGCUUCUUCCAGGACGCGCGGCUCCCGCAGCAGCGGGCCGUGGAGGGGGUCGCCUUCCCGGCGGUGCUCGUCCCGAGCUUCCGCGGCGGCCCGGGGGGAUUAGGAGGCCUGGAGGAGUUCCUGGCGGCCGUGCGGUCGGAGCGGGCGUCCAGGGUGGAGCCGCUGGCGCGGGCGGCCGGGGCCGUGCUGCUGCGCGGGUUCCCGGUGAGGACGGCGGCGGAGUUCGACCGCGCCGUGGAGGCGUUCGGGUACGAGGAGCUGCCGUACGUCGGCGGCGCGGCGCCCCGGAGCAACGUGGUCGGGCGCGUGUUCACCGCCAACGAGUCGCCGCCCGACCAGAAGAUCCCCUUCCACCAUGAGAUGGCACAGGUUCCAACCUUUCCGUCGAAAUUGUUCUUCUUCUGUGAAGUGGAGCCCAAGAGUGGUGGAGAGACACCAAUAGUGCUGAGCCAUUAUGUUUACAAAAGGAUGAAGGACAGAUUCCCGGAAUUUGUGGAGAAAUUGGAGAAGGAUGGCCUAAUAUACACAAGGGUCUUAGGAGAGGGUGACGACCCAUCUUCUCCAAUUGGCCGUGGAUGGCAUUCUACAUUUCUCACAAAAGAUAAAGCCGUUGCCGAGGAAAGGGCCUUGAAGCUUGGAAUGAAGCUGGAAUGGACCGGCGACGGAGUUAAGACGGUGAUGGGUCCGAUACCGGCAGUGAAGUGGGACGAGGCCCGGGGGAGGAAGAUAUGGUUCAACAGCAUGGUGGCCGCCUACACGGGGUGGAAGGACGCCCGGAACGAUCCUGUCAAGGCCGUCACGUUCGGCGACGGCUCGCCCUUGCCCGCCGAUGUCAUAGGCGAAUGCGGCAAGAUCCUGGAGGAGGAAUGCGUGGCGAUCCCGUGGCAGCAAGGCGACAUCCUUCUCAUCGACAACUGGGCCGUCCUGCACUCCCGGCGGUCUUUCGAGCCCCCGCGGCGCGUUCUCGCUUCGCUCUGUAAAUAGCAUGCUCGUGUAAGUAUGCAUCAGGAGGCUUGAGGCUUUUUGGAGAAGAAUUGGUCUGCAGUGUUAUACUACUUGUUUGUAUUUACGAAGUCUGAUUUGCAGCUACAAAGUGAAUAAGUUUGUGCACGAGCAAAGAAGCUUUGCCUGACGUGGAACCUGGUUGUGACAAACGGUUUCGGCAGCUAGAAACACUACAUAAAUAGUAUUCUAGCUGCCGUUUUUGUCCUCUUCUGUUUAUUUGUAGUUGAACAGUGCGAUGUCUCCGUGGCGAUCUAGUAGAGGCAUUCGUUUUGGCACUACAUAUUUUAUUCGCCACGAUGAACUGUUCUUGCUUCGCUCUGUAAAUAGCAUGCUCGUGUAAAUAUGCAUCACGAGGCAUGAGGCCUUUUGGAGAA
This is a messenger RNA of Brachypodium distachyon (stiff brome), 1617 nucleotides long. RefSeq names its product clavaminate synthase-like protein At3g21360. The coding region runs from base 59 to 1222 and encodes 387 amino acids. The transcript has 3 exons. The record is from RefSeq and is a predicted model, not a curated record. NCBI's taxonomy places the organism in Eukaryota, Viridiplantae, Streptophyta, Magnoliopsida, Poales, Poaceae. Gene Ontology annotation, molecular function: oxidoreductase activity.